GAUCUUGCUAAGGCGGUGGCCAAGCAAUGCGUUGUUUUCAACUGCUCUGAUGGUCUUGACUACCGGGCUAUGAGCAAGUUCUUCAAAGGCCUAGCACAGGCCGGUGCUUGGGCCUGCUUUGAUGAAUUUAAUCGAAUCGAGCUGGAGGUGUUGUCUGUGGUUGCGCAACAGAUCCAUUCGAUUCAAAUGGCCAUCACCCAGGGUCUCAAACGCUUUCUAUUUGAAGGCACGGAACUAAGUCUGAAUCCAACUUGCACCAUGUUCAUUACUAUGAAUCCAGGCUAUGCUGGGAGGCAAGAGCUGCCUGAUAACUUAAAGGUUCUCUUUCGUUCGGUUGCAAUGAUGGUACCUGAUUAUGCCCUCAUUGGUGAAAUCUCUCUUUACUCCAUGGGUUUUAUUGAUGCGCGCUCGUGA
Molecule: messenger RNA, 414 nt
Organism: Protopolystoma xenopodis
Lineage: Eukaryota; Metazoa; Platyhelminthes; Monogenea; Polystomatidea; Polystomatidae
Source: the annotation of a GenBank genome assembly